Molecule: messenger RNA, 489 nt
Organism: Microthlaspi erraticum
Lineage: Eukaryota; Viridiplantae; Streptophyta; Magnoliopsida; Brassicales; Brassicaceae
Source: the annotation of a GenBank genome assembly
AUGGAGAAGAAUGCGAUGAGGAUACUAGAAGAGAUCAAAUCUUCUGAUCUUAUCGAGAACAGGGUUCAACUACUCACGCGGCUCGCUCAGUUAGAUAUUGAAGAGACUUCUGAUGUGCCCUCUUUUGUGGACAGCCUAACAACACUCUGGGAAGACUUCACAUGCCUUGACGUUUCCCAGUGUUUGCUGAACAAGGCAAUUCUGCCUGUGGCUUCAAAAUACCUUGCUUUGGAUCGGCCUGACUGCUCUCAAUACUUUCUUGCUUUUGGCAUUAAGGUAAGCCAAUGGUGUGCAAAACAUCUAAACAUGUCUGUAAUGUCCAUGGAGGAGUCUCAAGAGGAAGAACAUUCAAACGUUUUCUUUCAGCUUCUCUUGGAUUAUCUUCGCUUUUCUGCCUCAAGCUAUACUGCUAUUGGAAAAAUAUGUUUCAUGAGUGAUGAGGCCUCAGCUGUUACAGUUCAUAAGUUUGUUUCAGAGCAGCUGAAUUGA